AAAGUAAAUAUAUUUUCAAAGCUUAAUUAAACUAACAAACAAAGGAAAACAAAUAUGAUAAGCUCAAAGCUGACUAAACUAUUAAUAAAUAUCAUAGCUUUAUUCUUAUCCUUCAUCUUAUUUGUUGAUGGAAGAGAAAUUUUGUCACAAUUUUAAACUGGUUAUGAUAAUUCAACUUUUUAGAACCCAAUAAAAAGCCCUGGAUAAACUACUGUGAAUAUAUAAUUUUAAAACAGCUACUCAAGCACUCCAUAAGUUUUGAUUUAUCUUUCUGCAAUAUCUGUAUAAAAAACUAAUCUAUAAGAUUACAAAGUAGAAGCAACUUAGAUCACCUCUAAAGGGUUUUAACUCUUGUAUACAGUGCAAUUUAAUGCCGAAACUGUGUCUCUAGGAGUUUCUUGGAUUGCUUUUGAGCAAACAUAAAAUGCAGAAGUUAUUUAUUAAGAAGUAAAUGGAAUCAAUUUGGCAAAUUCAGGUCUGUAGCAAUCAUUUAGAUUUGACACUUUUCCAAUUACAUUUUAAAAUAAUUACACAAGCAUCCCAAAUAUCGCAGUAUUCUUUUUAGGAGUUUCUUCUUUGCAAUCGUCAACAGAUACUUUUAGUAUUAAUUUUGCAGAUGCUUAAACUUAUGGAUGUAGUGUAGCGAUAUCAGCAUGGAAUUCUGGCUUAAUCAGCAAAGCAUCAUUUGCGUUGUUUGUUGUGGAUAAAAAUAUGAGUAUCAGUUAAUACGGUAGUUAAAACAAUUAUAAUGGUGGAAGCAUAGAUACAACAAAUCCAUGGAUGGAUGCAACUUAAAGUAAUAGAGUGCUUUAAAAAACUUAGGUCACUUCAAAGAAUUUAUCACCUUCUACAGAUCCAAAUUCUAAAAUUUUAAGCAUUUCAGGGUUUACAGGGUAUGAUGUUAGAUCUAGUUUAUUUGCAAAUUUAAGGAUAAAUACCUCAACUUUUAGUCAAUCUGUAUUCUCACAAAGUGUUGAAACAUGGGGACAAAGCUAGGUAGUAGGAGGAUUUUGGUAUUCAAUGGCUAUUAAUACUACUGUGAAUAACUUUAACUCAACAGACAGUGGACUAGCAUGGUGGAUAAUAUUGAUUAUUGUUUUAGCCAUUUUGAUUGUAAUAAUAUUAGUUGUUUUACUCAUUAUUUGCAUGGAAAGAAGGAAAAGAAAAGAAAAAGAAGCUUUGGAAAAGAAAAACGAAAAUAUAUAAAAUAAGGAAGAAUCUAAAAAUGACAUAUCUAAAAAUGAAGCUACUAAAAAUUAAGAUUUAUCAAAUAUUAAUAAAAAUUUAAGUCAGGACAACACAAAUUCUAUUAUGAUUAAAGACAGAAAUUAUAUUGAUGAUUACAUAGUUCAUAAGGAAAAUCCAAACACAAAGAGAGAUGCUGAUAAUAUUUUUUUAAAUAAUACUCAAUUUAUUUCUCCUAAAAACUCUUCAACAGAGACUAAUCUAGAUUAAUCAAAGAAAAUUAUUUACUUAGGAGGAAAUGUUGAAUAUUCUCCAACACCUGUGUCUAAUUAAAGAUCUCAAUAAGCUAAUUAGCAAAAUAAUAAACAACAAUCAUACAUUCAAUAUUACUAAAAUCCAAGAAAAUAAUAUGAAAUUGUUAAUAAUUAUUAAGAUGAAGAAAACGGUAUUGCAAAUAAAAAUAAUACUAACAACGAUCAUUAAGCUUCUGCAUAAAAUAAUAAUUAAACUUUACCAUCAACAAAUUUAGCUGAUUAGACACAGCAAAAUAAAGCUUAAGCUGAUCAGUCUAAUGUUAUUAUAGAAGGUUAAAAAUAAGACCCUAACACACCAGUACCUUAAAAUUAAGAUGCAAAGAACUAACCUUUAUAAAAUCAACCUAAACCUUAAAAUAGCCAAUAGGAAUAACCAAAUAAUCAAACAAAUUAAUAAGUGUAAAAUAAGAAUAUUUCACAAAAUGAAAAACCUAUUGAUAAAACUUUAGAUGAAUUAGAUAAGCAUAUCAAUAAUUAUAAAAAAGAUUAAGUAAAUUAGAGUUUAAAUUAAUCUUAAAUAUCAUAAGAUGUCGAGCAUAAUGACGAAAUGAAAUAAAUCAAGUUAUCUAAUUAUGACGUCUAUCGCUAAAUAUUACAAAACAAAUAAAAAUUUGAUAAAUAACAAACUAACCAACCAGAUAUGGCAGCUCAGCUACCUUAGUAAUAAAUAAAAGCAAACGAUAAUGAUAACAGCAAUAACCAAAAUAAUCGUAAUCAUAUUCUUAACAAUCGUUAUACCUUAGAUAAGGGUAAUAACAAUAAUAGUAAUAGUAAUAACAAUUUUAAUAUAAAUAAUAACAAUAGCAGUAAUAAUUUCUAUUCGAAUAGCAGCACUUAUAGACCACUUUAAUACUCUUCGAGAUAAGAAGAUUUAUAAUAGUAGAAUUAAAAUAAUACUUUACCAAAUAUUUAAUCAAGUAGCCUCAGCUAGGCUGGUAACAUGAUUGUAAAUGGGUAUGGAAACCAAGCUUCUCCAAACAAAAUCAAUUCAAGCUAAAAGAAAGAAAACGAUCCUAUGUAUUAAUAAAAAACAUAACCAGUGUAAUAUACUUAAAAAGACCCCACCCUUAACACUGUAGACUCUGUUUAUAAGCAUGUAUAGCAAUCUUUAUAUACCAAUCAAAAAGGAAGUGAUUUUCUAUCAGUGGAAGAUGAUGAUGAUAUGCCUAGAAGACCAAAAGAUAAUAGUAAUAUUCCAAAUCUUUGA
This is a messenger RNA of Tetrahymena thermophila SB210, 2706 nucleotides long. Its product is annotated as fibronectin type III, carboxy-terminal domain protein. The record is from RefSeq and is a predicted model, not a curated record. The transcript has 3 exons. NCBI's taxonomy places the organism in Eukaryota, Ciliophora, Oligohymenophorea, Hymenostomatida, Tetrahymenidae. Gene Ontology annotation, molecular function: carbohydrate binding. Gene Ontology annotation, biological process: cell adhesion.